This is a messenger RNA of Wasmannia auropunctata (little fire ant), 606 nucleotides long. RefSeq lists its product as uncharacterized. The coding region runs from base 1 to 606 and encodes 201 amino acids. The record is from RefSeq and is a predicted model, not a curated record. The transcript has a single exon. NCBI's taxonomy places the organism in Eukaryota, Metazoa, Arthropoda, Insecta, Hymenoptera, Formicidae.
AUGGGCGAGCCCUUGUACGCGCUAGUCCGCCAAUUUUGGGAGCAAGAAGAGAUCAAGCCGAUGGUCGAGCAGAUCACGCCCGAGGAAAGGGAGUGCGAGGACUUGUUUGUGCGUUCCCACUCCCGCUCUCGUGAGGGACGAUACACAGUCCGUCUUCCGGUCGCCUCAUCUCUUCCCGACUUUGCUACUACUCGUUACGCGGCCGCGCGGAUGAUGUCUCAGAUGGAGCGUUGCUUCGCCCAGGACGCUCGUCUGGAGAACUUGUACAAGACCUUUAUGCGCAAAUAUGAGGAACUAGGUCACAUGUCGCGCGUGAGUGAGUCGGGGAGUGAAGGGCGUAUCUGCUACCUCCCACAUCAUGGGGUCUUGCCGGAGGCCAGCACAAUUACGAAACUAAGAGUCGUCUUCAAUGGUUCUCUGGUGACAGCGAGCGGGGAUACUCUCAAUAAGAAUCUGCUGACCGGGCGUAAUCUCCUCCCUCCACUGAUAGACAUACUAUUACGAUGGCGGUGGCAUCGAUUCGUCUUCACCGCGGAUAUUGAGAAGAUGUACAGGCAAAUACUCGUACAUCCGGCCAACGGAGACCUGCAACGAAUCAUUUGGUGA